AUGAAUAACGUCCUUGAUGGUUUGAAGAAAAAGUUAGAAAGGGUGACUGUCCUUACUUCAAAUGAGGAUAGUGAUGAGGACGGGGAUUUGGGUGGUAACCCCAUUGGAGUAUGCAUUGGUGAUGAUGAUUUUCUGAGCACCUCCAAAGAUGCAGUGGGAACCUCAACCCCCGGGGAUCUUCAUAAGUGUGUCGCUGUGCUCGAGGAAGCGAUGUUGGAUAUUGCUACUUAUAUCAGAGAGAAAAGAAUGAAGAAAAAGAAAAUAGAUGAGCGACAACACGAUGCAUGUGACCUUUGUGAAUUGGAGAGGAAUAAAGAACGAGAAAAAAAAAGAAAAAUGGAUGAGUUGGCCUCUGUUGUGGAAAAAGAGGAAAAUGAAGAAGAAAGUUGGAUGAUGAAGAAGAUAAGAGACAAGAAGAAGGUGGAAAAAAAGAGAAGAAGGUGUAAAGAAAAGGAAACUGAAGAAGCACCAGCUACUGCACAUGCUGAAAAAAAAGAAGAAGAAGGUGAGAAUGAAGAAGCAGCUGCAACUGUUGAGAAAAAAGGAGCUGAAGCUGACCCAAAAGAUGUGGUCAUGGACAUUGUUGUUGAAAUCAACAGUAACACUAGUGUUAAUGAGGAACUUAGUAAAAAAGACAUUUGA
Capsicum annuum is the source of this 642-nucleotide messenger RNA. RefSeq names its product nucleolar protein 58-like. The record is from RefSeq and is a predicted model, not a curated record. The transcript is spliced from 3 exons. Bases 1 to 642 code for a protein of 213 amino acids. Lineage: Eukaryota; Viridiplantae; Streptophyta; Magnoliopsida; Solanales; Solanaceae.